AUGACAGUUGAAACCAUUGGAAUUGUACCUUCCGUCCCAGUCGUGGCGAAAGGAUCGACCCCGAUCCCGGCCAAAGGAUCGAGCGGCGAGCAAACUCCCUAUACGACUCUCACCCGCUAUCGAAUCUUUCAAGAUGAGCAUCAGAAAACUUGGUGGGAGAAGACCGGCCCGCUACUGGGCAAGAUCUUGGCCUCGGCCGGAUACAGCCUCGCCCGGCAGUUCGAGGCCAUGACUUUCUACGUCGAGGUCCUCUUGCCUUUACUGGGGCCCUACCCCCACCAUUUCCGAAGUGCAAUCACUCGCAGUGGUCUGCCUCUGGAGUUCAGCGUCAACUACCAGCAACUUGGCAACAUUGAACCGGUGGUGAGAAUUGGCUUUGAGCCUGUCGCCGCGCCAUCUGGCAGAUCUGAGGACCCUUUUAAUCAAGAGCCCAUUGGCUGCCUGCUCGAUUGUCUAAAGCAGCUGCACCUCCCGGGCUUUGAUGAUGCUCUUUUUCGGCAUUUUCUGGAGACUCAGACGGUCAAUGCGGCCGAGAAAGCACAACUGGCCCUGAACUCCAAAAGUGACGGCGGCGGUCAAAAGAUCGCGAUGGAAGGGAGUGCUCUGACUUCCCAGGCAGCAUUUGGAUUCGAUCUCAAAAAGGAGACAAUUGCUGUCAAAGGGUAUACCUUUCCGGCACUGAAAUGCCACGCAUCGGGCCAAGGGUUUGGUCAGCUCCUCACUAACUCAAUUCAACCCCUCAAGGACCAGAUGGGUGCGUUUCCGUCCUUUGACAUGGUGAACGCGUAUCUUGAGGAGACCAACGGGUAUAGUCAAUUUGCCUUUUGGUCCUUUGACUGCGUGGACUCUUACACCUCGCGGUUGAAGCUCUAUAGCUCGCACAACGAAGUUGUUUGGUCCAAGAUCGAGGAGAUCUGGACCUUGGGUGGUCGUGCACAGUCACCAAAUGUGGGAACCGGGCUUCGGUAUUUGAAGGAGCUCUGGCAGCUGGUAAAGCUUUCUGAAGGCCACCGCGCCUUCACCGGUGGCUUUGAUGAUGGCAAAGACUCGACCCCAACUCCCAUGGUGUGGAACUACGAGAUGAAGGUGGGAGAGCCAGCUCCUGUAACCAAGUUCUACUUUCCUAUUCAUGGAGAGAGUGAUUUGGACGUGGUCCAGGGCGUGGCGCAAUUCUUGACCAAGAUUGGGCUGGAGAAGUACGGAACUGACUAUGAGCAGACCGUACGCGAGUACUUGUAG
Molecule: messenger RNA, 1239 nt
Organism: Penicillium oxalicum
Lineage: Eukaryota; Fungi; Ascomycota; Eurotiomycetes; Eurotiales; Aspergillaceae
Product: Brevianamide F reverse prenyltransferase
Exons: 1
Coding region: 1-1239 (412 amino acids)
Biological process (GO): alkaloid metabolic process
Molecular function (GO): transferase activity, transferring alkyl or aryl (other than methyl) groups
Source: RefSeq, a predicted model, not a curated record